Messenger RNA from Polypterus senegalus (gray bichir), 2893 nucleotides. RefSeq names its product ST3 beta-galactoside alpha-2,3-sialyltransferase 2 (gene st3gal2). Gene Ontology annotation, molecular function: beta-galactoside (CMP) alpha-2,3-sialyltransferase activity. The record is from RefSeq and is a predicted model, not a curated record. The transcript is spliced from 8 exons. Bases 1265 to 2317 code for a protein of 350 amino acids. Lineage: Eukaryota; Metazoa; Chordata; Cladistia; Polypteriformes; Polypteridae.
UAAGCAACCUAUUCUUGUCGAGGAUGCGCUGGACUACACGUUCCUGAAAGCUCCUCGUAGAGCUGAGGUUCAGGGUCUAGAGGCUGCAGCCUCCCAUAUAAACAGUGGGCUGAGCAGUGGGACGGCACACACUAGGAACCGCCGGAGUUUCGGCGUGUAAGUACGUGACAAAGGAUCUCUUGGCGCCCGAAGAGAGAAGAAUGCGGUGUUCUGAUUGAAUGAAGCACUGGACGCCCACAUCCCCAGUGAAGAGAGAGGUUCAGCCCCCGCCACGCAUGUGUGACACUCCGUCUGGAUGGGCAGCUAUAGCGGCACGGUCGUGACUGAGGAGCGGCGGCCUGCAGCGCCAGAAAUGCUGAGUCUGUGGAGAGGAGGAGCGAGAAGAUACUUGGAGAAGAGAGCUUUGGCUGUUAGCUCUACGUUCAGUGCUGUGUUCAUUGCCGAGACCAGGAACUCAAACAUAAGGAAAGCCAGCAGACCUGUCCCUCACAAACUGCGCUCUAUAACUGCAUGUGUACCUUGUCGUGUCAGACUUUCCUUUGUUAAAUACCUCAUGUGAUCGUGCCAAGAGAUCAGGGGUUUUGCCCACUCUGCUUCCUGAAAACGAACGUGACUGUAAAAGCAGCCCAUUUCGUAGAUUCCAAUGGGUCGGGUUUUAGGAAUAGCCUCACUAGAGCUUGUCAACGACUUAAUUUGUCAAAUCAACUUCAGUAUUAUUUUACCAGUCACCUUCUGAGAAGGGAAAGGGCUGCCUUUUAUUUACAGAGUUUCCAGUGGACCUGAGUGGUGGCUUUUGUGCAAAUGGUUACUUCUCUUGGAUGGGAACCUUGAUUUGUGGAAUCACACAGACUAGGACAUUCAGCUCUGAAUCUACCGAGUAUGUCCUGUGCUGGAGGUGAACAGUUGCAUGAAAACUAAAUGCUAGUGCUUGUGUAAACCUUCUAGAAGGGUAUGCUAGCACACUGAGGACAUGUUACAAGGGACAUCUAUGGGCUACAGAGGCAAACAAAAGAGCUGGAGUGCACACUUCUAGCUCCCUCACCAAUGAAUUCAAUUGCUCUUCCAAAGACAAGACGACCUACACUUUAGAAAUUGUGACAAAGGGUGUGGUUAGGGCUAUAGGAGAUAAGUGCCACCACAUGAAAGGAAGCAGAGCUGGCUGAUUUGGCUCUAUGCGGAUAGCUCGGUGAUUUAGAGUGUGAGAGAGCCUGGACAGAAGCAGUGAGCCACUUAAGCAAUGUGGAGCUCACUUGCUCACUGAACCAUGCGCUGCUCUCUUCGGUUUUGGGUCCUCCUGGGGUCGCUGGCCCUGCUGUUUGUCACCUCGCUUCUCUUCUCCCUCUCACUGCGUGGAGCAGCUCUUCCCUACUUGGAAACUCCUGACUGGGAAUUGUCUCACAAGGUGAAGCUAGUGCCUGGAUAUGCUAGCAGUCGAAGGCAAGGCUCGCCAUUGCUGGCACAGCAGCGUACUUGUUCGUGCCAGACAUGUGUUGGAGACCCUGGAGUGUCGGAUUGGUUUGAUGAAAACUUUGAGUUGGAUAUCUCCCCAGUAUGGACACGAGAGAACAUGCAGUUGCCUCCAGAUGUCUACUACUGGUGGGUGAUGCUGCAACCUCAAUUCAAGCCACACAGUAUUCAGCAAGUCCUUUUGAAACUCUUUGAAGUAAUUCCUGGACAAAAUCCUUAUGGGGCCUGGGAUCCAGCUCGUUGUCAGCGUUGUGCUGUGGUUGGGAAUUCUGGCAACUUGCGAGGAUCAGCAUAUGGCAAACUCAUUGACGGCCACCAUUUCGUCAUGAGAAUGAAUUUGGCACCCACAGUGGGCUAUGAGGAGGAUGCAGGGAGCCACACAACUCAUCACUUCAUGUACCCCGAAAGUGCCAAGAAUCUGCCUGCCAACGUCAGCUUUGUCCUGGUACCAUUCAAGACUCUGGACCUGCUGUGGAUAACCAGUGCACUCUCCACUGGACAGAUCCGCUUCACCUAUGCACCAGUGAAGCAGUUCCUACGUGUGGACAAAGACAAGGUGCAGAUCUACAACCCUGCCUUCUUCAAGUAUAUCCAUGACCGAUGGACAAGGCACCAUGGCCGUUACCCCUCGACAGGCAUGCUCGUUUUGUUUUUUGCGCUACAUGUUUGUGAUGAGGUGAAUGUUUUUGGAUUUGGUGCAGACAGUCGAGGAAAUUGGCAUCAUUACUGGGAGCAGAAUCGAUAUGCAGGCGAGUUCCGAAAGACAGGGGUCCAUGAUGCAGAUUAUGAAGCUCAGAUAAUCAACUCUCUUGUCAAGGCUGGCAAAAUCCGUGUUUUUAGAGGGAAGUGAGCUUCAGAGUGAUGCUUUGCUUGCAAAGCGCCACAUUUGAAGGAGUUAAGCAGAUGGCCCAAGGACUGAGCCAAAUUGAGCAAUGAGCAUACGGGGGGUGGCACUGCUGCUGCCUUUUGUUGUCCCACUUUGGUGCCUCCCCCACAGCCUUUAUGUUCUCUAAUUUGGCCAAACUGUGAAGCAUGGCAUAAGGCAAAAGGAUCCCUACUUCAUUGCAAGUGACAUAAUGCUUCUGAGAUGAACAUUUUUCUUUUUUUUUUCCUAAACAUAAUACUGUGUUUUCAGUCAACAUUUCCUGAUGCCAAAGGAGAGGCACAUAGCCGUGCGCACCUUUAUUGGACUCGUGUGGAGUCCUAACAAUGACUGCUUCCAUUACAAUCACCAUCGGUUCAGUUAAUAAGUUCCCAUGUGUCUCACAGGAGACCCGUUUCAGUAUUAAUUUUCUAGUGAGAUGCACUGCUCGCACCUGCUCCUCUUUGGAUGCAGGGUUUUCUGUUUGGUUUUCCGUCAUCACCACUAUUCUAAUACUGAUAUACCCGAGGCAGGUAAAGGGUACCGAAGAUAAAACCUUUUUUU